AUGGACCGCGGCUCGGCGGUCGCCCCGGCGGCCGGGCGCCAAGUCCUCGGCGGCUCGGGCCGCCCGGCUGAGCCGCCGGAUGCGGCCCUCCCGGCGGCCUUGAGCCCGCCGGCUGGGCGCCCGCGACCAUCGGCGGCUUCCCCCGCAGCCAGGCCGGUCUUUCGGCGGCUGGGCCGCGGGUCGGCGGCGCUUCCGCGGCUGAGCCGCCGGGAUGGGCCGCGGGCUCGGUGCUGGCUCCGUGUGGCUGAGCCACCGGGGCAGGCAAAGGACCGCUCCUUGCUCAGGCCGUUCGGCAACUCGCUCUUCCGAGAGGCUUCGGGUCUUACAACUAGGACUCCAAGGAGGAGGCCUGUGACUGAUCCUACUUCUUCUACUCCGGUUGGGGUUCUUGCGUCGAGGCCGGGCCUUAAGCCGAUUCCGGCAGCCUUCUAA
Jatropha curcas is the source of this 432-nucleotide messenger RNA. Lineage: Eukaryota; Viridiplantae; Streptophyta; Magnoliopsida; Malpighiales; Euphorbiaceae. The record is from RefSeq and is a predicted model, not a curated record.